This is a messenger RNA of Gastrolobium bilobum, 917 nucleotides long. Its product is annotated as flavin-containing monooxygenase FMO GS-OX5-like. NCBI's taxonomy places the organism in Eukaryota, Viridiplantae, Streptophyta, Magnoliopsida, Fabales, Fabaceae. Gene Ontology annotation, molecular function: NADP binding; N,N-dimethylaniline monooxygenase activity; flavin adenine dinucleotide binding. The transcript has 5 exons. The record is from RefSeq and is a predicted model, not a curated record. Bases 16 to 630 code for a protein of 204 amino acids.
CUGAAUCCAGAUUUAAUGGGUAUGAAGUUGAAAAAUAAUGGCAAUAUAAGCUUUCAUACUAUGAUAAAAUGUGUAGAUAAAGAUGGCUUGGUUGCCUUUGAAGAUGGAUUCUCUAUACAUGCAGAUGCCAUAAUCCACUGCACAGGAUACAAGUAUCACCUUCCAUUCCUUGAAACCAAUGGAAUAGUAACCGUUGAUGAUAAUCGCGUUGGUCCACUAUACAAACAUGUCUUUCCUCCUGGAUUGGCUCCAUGGCUCUCUUUCGUUGGUUUACCCUAUAAGGAUGCUGUUUUUCAUGUAUAUGAGUUGCAAUCCAAAUGGGUUGCAAAGGUUUUAUCUGGUAAGGUUCGCUUACCUACGGAAGAAGAGAUGACGGAAUCUGUUAAAGACUACUACAAAUUUAUGGAGGAAAAUGGGUUGCCCAAGCGUUACACUCAUUCCCUUCGUCCAUUUCAGGUUGACUACAAGCCCUGGCUAGUUAAACAAAUUGGGAUGCCUCCGUUGGAAGAUUGGAGGGAGAAUAUGUAUGCAGAGUGCUUUAAGAAUUUUAUCGAAAAUAGCGAAAAAUAUAGAGAUGAAUGGGAUGAUGUUUAUUGGGAUGCCAUCAUUCAAACUGCAUCAGCUUCCUAAAAGCAAUGACAUUGCAUUUCCCCUGCGAAUUAUUGAUUUAGGUUCUCUCAAGAUUGAUAUUUAAUAUUUAUUGUUGUAAUCAAAUUUUUGUAAUGAUAUCAUAAUAUAUUCAUUAUGAACUUGUGAGAGAAUGAGAAUGAGAAUAUGUAUUCAGAAUGGGUGGGUAAUGAAAAUUGCAAAAGCAGUGGUAUAGAUUAGAGUUCUUAAGACUUACCGUUUAAGGCUAGCUGAGGGUGGAACGGGAAGUGUGUCUUAGACUAGUUGAGAGUGGGAGGAGGAAGUGUAUU